This is a messenger RNA of Trypanosoma rangeli, 1932 nucleotides long. RefSeq names its product transferase. The record is from RefSeq and is a predicted model, not a curated record. The coding region runs from base 1 to 1932 and encodes 643 amino acids. Lineage: Eukaryota; Euglenozoa; Kinetoplastea; Trypanosomatida; Trypanosomatidae. Gene Ontology annotation, biological process: protein phosphorylation. The transcript has a single exon. Gene Ontology annotation, molecular function: ATP binding; protein kinase activity.
AUGCAAAGUGACACUUGCGGGCAUUUUGAGUCGCUACUCGAGAGGGAUGUGCCAGCGAAGCGGGCCAAACACGAGGACGUGGGUCUCUGCGGUGAGGUUUUGGGACGAGCAGCACCGGCCUUAUCAGAGGACUAUCACACUAAUCUCGGUGUUGGAAGAGUUCCGCGCGCUUCUAAAACCAAUGAUCAUUAUGACUGCAGGUCCUCUUCGCUUUCAUCGACCAUGAAAACUGCGACAACUUCAUCGUCAUCUUACUCGUCACGCUCCCUGUCGCCCGUUUCUCCCCACACGCUUUCGAUUCCACUCCAUAUACUGAGCCGCAUACAGAGCGGUAACAAUAGUCAUGUGUUUUUGGCGCGGAGAGUUUCUGGCAGUGAAUUUGCACUUGCAGAAGAACGUGAGGCGGCUCCUCGGGAAAAGCGACACAUCUCACCUAGCCCGCCUCCGCAAUGCCGAGAAGCAGAUUGGAAUGGGAUCGAUGCUGGAAGUGCCAUGACCGUAGACGAUACAAGUAUGGCAGUGAAGUUUGUCUCGCCAUCGUCUCGUCACAUGCGGCGUGAGAUAUUUUGCUUGAGGUAUUUGGAUACCUUUCAUGGGGGUGAGAAGGUGGAGGCGCACGAUGAAGUUAAUGAAAUCAUUAAUGAUGAUCAAUUCACGGCAACUUUGUUUACGUCUGUGCGUUCUUUACCGCCCCCCUCUCCAAAGCUUCUUUUUACUCAAGAGUUAGGGCGAUACGUCGCAAUUGGCUUAGAGCUCCUGGGGCCUGACCUGUUUGCCUUCACAGAGCAGUUCAUCUUGCAUGAGGAGGAGUUGUGCCUCGUAGGGAUUGAGCUCUUGCGGACGCUUAGCGCAAUUCACCAGCGGGGCGUUACUCACCGCAGUGUCAAACCCGAGAACUUCUGCUGGAACUCCAAGGAGAUUCUGAACAAUAAUCUGAAUAAAAAUUCAGUUAGGCAUGAUACUAACGGUAUACCAAACACCGUUGAAUAUCCUUUUUUUUUCAUGUUUAAAAUCAUUGAUUAUGGUCGUAGUAGUGUCAGCAGCGGUGCCUCUGCGUCUAUGUCUCCCUUGUACGAACGACCGUACAGGGGGUGGUGGCAUAGUCGACGUGGCUUUUUGGGAAAGCCAAUGGAGCAGAAGGAUGAUUUGAUGGGGGUUGUGCACACCAUUGGUUAUCUUCUGGACGAUUAUGGCAGUAAUGAGGGAACGUCGAGUGUGUCAUCGCGAUUGCCUUCUGCGAAACGAACGGACAGCUCGCAGUGUGACCUCACCACCACAACCACAACGGCAAGUACUGUGACAACUCCAUCUUUUCUUGCAGGAAAAUUGUCUGCAGAAGCUUCUGCUGCGGCCAAUUGCUGUAACGAAAAAAACGGAAGUUCACGCCAACAAUCUGUGAGAAGUGAGGCACAUGAUAGUCCAUCAAGUGGCACAGUGUCAGGUGAUGAAAACGUUUCAAGGUCCCAUAGACGCUCGUAUUCUUCAUGGCGACGUCAGUUUGCCGACAGGGUUGCCAUUGCAUAUGAGGCUGCGUCAAAAAAGUAUCGCCAGCUUUUUGGUCGUAAACAAAAGAAGGGAGAGACAUGUGUUCAAAAGAAAAAGUUUUCCCGGUUGGAGCCCAACUCGCUAAAUGCUGUUGAUCGGCGGAACGCUAAGCGGGCCUGGAUUGUCUGUCAUGUUGAGACCGAGUAUCUGCCGGCGAUAUUGCCGGACAACUACUACCCUACUAGCAUGCCUCAAUGGUGGGUAGAGUGGUUUGCCGCGUGCAACGCGUGGUGCGGCGAUGACACUGUGACUGCAGCGGAAAUGACGGUAUGGAUGAUGAAGGGACUGCAGCGGCAGAUUGAGAAGAUGGGAGAAACUGUUGAGAAUCUGCGGCAUACCCUACAGAACCUAUACGUGCGAUACCACGAGGGUGAGAAAGUCUCUUAA